Pomacea canaliculata is the source of this 930-nucleotide messenger RNA. RefSeq lists its product as uncharacterized. The record is from RefSeq and is a predicted model, not a curated record. NCBI's taxonomy places the organism in Eukaryota, Metazoa, Mollusca, Gastropoda, Architaenioglossa, Ampullariidae. Bases 1 to 930 code for a protein of 309 amino acids. The transcript is spliced from 2 exons.
AUGACGUCCUCGCCAGGUAAAGCAGCACUGGCAGGACAAGGACAAGGACAAGGACAGGGAAGCGCUGGAGACACCAGCACCACUGCAGCUCCUCCCUCACGGCACCUGGCGGCCGGCAUGGCACAGCGGCGCCCCGGUGCCCGGAUGCUGGCCAGAGAUGGCGGCUGCAGUGUAGAGACUAUUAGUGGAAAUCACAAAAGCAACCUUUCGCCACUCACUGGGCCAAAUUGUCCCCAGGAAAUCUCAGCAGACUCAUCAGAACAGACAUCCCAGCAUGCAUCUGACAGUGGACUACAAGACUCAUUAGAACAGACAUCCCAGCAUGCAUCUGACAGUGGACUACAAGACUCAUUAGAACAGACAUCCCAGCAUGCAUCUGACAGUGGACUACAAGACUCAUUAGAACAGACAUCCCAGCAUGCAUCUGACAGUGGACUACAAGACUCAUCAGAACAGACAUCCCAGCAUGCAUCUGACAGUGGACUACAAGACUCAUCAGAACAGACAUCCCAGCAUGCAUUAGACGGUGGACUACAAGACUCAUCAGAACAGACAUCCCAGCAUGCAUUAGACGGUGGACUACAAGACUCAUCAGAACAGACAUCCCAGCAUGCAUUAGACGGUGGACUACAAGACUCAUCAGAACAGACAUCCCAGCAUGCAUCUGACAGUGGACUACAAGACUCAUCAGAACAGACAUCCCAGCAUGCAUUAGACGGUGGACUACAAGACUCAUCAGAACAGACAUCCCAGCAUGCAUCUGACAGUGGACUACAAGACUCAUCAGAACAGACAUCCCAGCAUGCAUCUGACAGUGGACUACCAGAAGACGCUCCAAGCCACUGUGUCACAGGAUGUGUCCUGCGAGACCCUGUUUCCAGCUCCAGCCAGACCCAGGCGACACAUGUACAAGAAAUGUUCGACCUCUGA